AUGCCGAUAGAGAAACGGAAGUUGUACUCUGCAUGUUACCGUGCUUCCCUUGCUUAGAACAUCGCUGAGAACGGUUUUGUCGUUAUGCCUUGCUCUUGGUGCACGUCGCAAGGCCUUGUCUGCAAAAUGAUCGCGUGUAUAAAGCGUUACGAGGCCUGUAUUUGUCGAGGUCGUUCUUACGAUAGCUCUAGCAUCCCGCUUUCUUCCUGUAAGCCUGAGCAGCGUCGUAUCAAAGAUGCUAAACGUCGUGCCAAACUUGAGCUAGAUAAAUCCUAACGCCGUCUGGAAGAGGCCUAGCGUAAGUUGUCUAAAAAGCUUGCGCGGCUCUGGCGUCUUCGUCAGUAGAAGGAGUUUUUGGUAGAAAAAGGUACCAAUAUAGUAGCGCGUAGUCUGUCGACCUUAGACAAGUUAGAGGAGGUUAAGCGGCAAGAGACGCCUGCUAUGCCCUCGUCAUAGAUUAAUGAUACCGUCGAUGCUAUCGACUAGGGCGCUGUCUUUGGUUCUGUCCCGGGUUUUCCUUUGGUCGAUCCGGGUUCUGCCGGUGGAACUGUUCUAGUUUCUUAGGGCAGUUCAAAUUCUUAACUAGUUCUUAUAAGUUGUCUUCUGGUCCGAAAUCAAGCUAUUUAACCAGGU
Molecule: messenger RNA, 633 nt
Organism: Thermothelomyces thermophilus ATCC 42464
Lineage: Eukaryota; Fungi; Ascomycota; Sordariomycetes; Sordariales; Chaetomiaceae
Exons: 2
Coding region: 85-276 (63 amino acids)
Source: RefSeq, a predicted model, not a curated record